This is a messenger RNA of Spathaspora passalidarum NRRL Y-27907, 4172 nucleotides long. RefSeq lists its product as uncharacterized. The transcript has a single exon. NCBI's taxonomy places the organism in Eukaryota, Fungi, Ascomycota, Pichiomycetes, Serinales, Debaryomycetaceae. The record is from RefSeq and is a predicted model, not a curated record. Bases 55 to 2550 code for a protein of 831 amino acids.
AUCAUUGAAUUUUCAAAACAUCAACCAAGGGUUCAAAUUUUUACCGCUAACAAAAUGAAUUACAAAUUCACGUGGGUAGCUACGGUUCUAAGCAUAUAUGUGUUUUACGCUUGGACUUUUGUAUGUCCGUUGAAUGCCCCUUCUUCAUUGUCCGUCAACGGAGAUCUCCCACCUGUUAGCUAUCAUUUUUGUACCGUAAGUAAUGGAUACCUUAAGCCAAUAUAUCAAGAGCAAGUGAUACCCUUGUAUCAAAGCAAGGUUGUUCCUGUGUUUAGCUCAGUGAAUGAACAGUUUGGUGUUGUGAGCAAAGUUACGACUGUGGUUAAAUUUGUGGAAACUGUUGAUGCCAAAUUUAACAUUAGCGGACUGAUUGGUCCAGUUGCUGAAAAGGCAGCUGUUUUGAUUAAGCAAUUUUUAGAAAAGUACAUCAUCCCUUAUGUGGAAAAACUGUCUGAGAUUUCUAAACAGAAGUUUGAUUUGUAUUACAAUAUCGUCAAGAAUUUUGUUGUUUUCACCUGGGAUCAACUUUUGGAAACUCUUCAAACAUCUGUACUUCCUUAUUUCACACCAUUAGUUCGUUCCUUCACCUCAUUAGAAGUGGUUCAAUGGGCAAUUGAUUGGUAUUAUAGAUUAUUUAACCAAGUGGUAAAUUCAAAACAUGCCGCAAAACUUCAAGAGAAAUCCUCCUUUUUGAAGAAUGAGUUCAACAAUUUGUUCAAGUUCGAAGAGUUUUACCCUAGAAUUCCCAAGACAAGAAAUGCCCUUCAAGUGGUUAAGGAUAUCUUGAGUAAUAUAGGUGGUACUAAUGCCAAUGAAGAAUCGGAUGAGUCCGAUGUUGAAACUGUUUAUCUCACAUCGACUGUCCGGGUGACUCAAAGCAACUCGGUGGCUACUGAAGAUCCGGUUAUUGCCCAACUUCAACUGGAAAUAUUGUAUUGGGAAAACAAAGUCAACAAGACUGUGGAAUUAGCCAUGAAUAACCUUGAAGUUGAGAUGAAGCCGCUUAUUGAUGCUCUCAUUGAAAAAAUUAAGCCAAAUAUUUCACAACAACUCCAAGAUUUACAAAGGGGACAUCAUUUACAAUAUCAAACAUUGAAUAAGAAGAUUAGUGAGAUUAACAGAGACUAUGAAAAGAUUAAGGAGACGAAUGAUACCACCAUUGAAACCAUCACUCGUCAAGAAAUCCGUGAUGAUAUUGCUGCAAGCUACAAAUUAGCCGAGGACACCAGUGAAUCUGUUCAAAAGAUCCUUAUUGACAGUCAUCAAUACAUCCUUGAAGAGUAUUUUAGAAUCACUCAACAAACUAUUGACGUAUUGGAAACAUUCAGCGAAACAACUAUGGCGCAAUUCCUGAAACGGUUAGGGAAAAUGAUCCAUGAUUUGGAACUUGAUGAUGAUCAAAUAAGUUGGGCUAUUUGGAAGAGGUUUCAUGUCGUCAAGGAGUCUUUGUUUGAAUUCAGGGAUUUUAUUCUUGAUUCGGCAAAUGAAUACAAAAACACCAAUAGUAAAGAUGAUAAAGUGAUUGGAAUGAAGGUGUGGAAUGAAUAUUUAAGAAAUGUUGAAUUCCAUUUGAAUUUCUUGUUGCGUGACAAUGCCGAUUAUUUGCAAUUGAUGAGAGCCAAGGCUAAUAUUGCCUUUCAAAUGAGAGAAGGGUUAGUGUAUGACUUGAAAAAGGAAGAAGCCCGUGAACAAGAAGAGCAGGAAAAGAAAGAGCAAGCUAGAAAGGAAACUUUAAAAAAAAUAGAAGAAAGAAUGGAGAAGGAGAAGCAAGAAAAAGAAAUUGCCAGAAAGGCAAAGGCUGAAAAAGAAAGGAUUAAAGUACAGCAAUUAGAGGAUGAACUCUGGGAAGAAAUAGUUGGCGAGAAGAAGAGGGCCGAAGCUCGUAUUUCUAGCGAAUUGACUGAAGAAACUGACAAUUCAGAAACUAAGCAACUUGAGUACUCCCAAGAGAAAUCUUCUAGGGAACAAUCAAGUGAGCAAGUAACCGUUCAAAGCACCCCUCAACAAACUGAACCAUUACAUACUGCAAUUGAAGAGUCGUUAUUUGUUGAAGAAAGUGAAUCUCCAGAUUCACCUGAAUUUCUGCUGUCUGAAAUUGAAAGUCGAGAAAUCACCACCAUAGAAACUUCGCUUGAAUCAAUAGAAGAUAUUGUUGAGAGCUCUAUUUCUCUACUAGAAUCAAGCACCGCUUCUGAAGUAUUAGAAUCCACUAUUGGUUCAGAAACUAGUUCUGCUGAAGAAUCAUCUGAAGUGAUAAUUGAAAAUACACCUUCAGAUGAUUCGUCCUUAAUUGAAUCCUCAUAUACUGGUUCUAUUUCAGAAGUUUCGGAAUCACCAAUUAGCUCUGAAAUUGAACUGUCGGAAUUAUCAGAGACAACUACCUCAGGGCUCCUAGUUAGCUCUGAAAUUAAAGUUUCGGAAUCAACAUUGGAAUCAGGACCAGAAACUUCAGAACUUUCUGUUUCUUCUUCAGCGGAUGACAAUGAAACAAAUACUUUGUCAGAACCCAAAUUGAAUGAAACAUUCAUAGAGCUGUUAAGUGAAAGUUGAGCUCCUCAAACUAGCAACCGAUCUACUUCCUUGGCAGAAGAACUAAAUAAUACCAUAAUGGUUAUCUAACUAAACAAGAUUUAGUUUUUUAUUAAUUGAUAAUAUAAAAUAAUGCCCAGAUAUUGUGGCUCAAAGAAAUUUUUAUAUAUACGAGUGUACUUUACAGGCGAGAUAGUGCCUUAAUAAACUAUAUAGAUAUGUAUUCAUAGACAAUAUAUAAUUUCAAAUGAGGCUCAAUUGUGCAGGAUUCAAUAUGAUUCCUUGGCCGGUUUUAAAGCGCAAUGUUUCAUUUUCCUGACGCCUGUAGCUUUGCUAUUUUUAGAAAGAAACAGCUAUUGGAGGUGGCUAAUUAAGCUCCAGCUAGUACUAACCACUUGAAAGAAAAAGACUGAAUACAAAACCAGGCACUCACGCCAUUUUGUUCUGCAAACUAGAAGGUCGAAUACUGGAAAAUGGUAAAUGAACUAAAGUUUCCGGUUUAAAUGCGGAGUUAUUACAUACCCUGCCAAGCAUGGUCGUGGUUCGAUACUAAUCGCCCGUCGUCCGUUCGUACUUUGUUUCUCCAGAUUUAAGAGGUUUUGGCUUGUUUAUUAUUUUUGGAGAUAAAGAACAAUACAUUUCGUGGGGACGUUAUCUAAUUUUUCGCAAUCACUAAUAAAUCGUAAUCGAAGGAAUUUCUUUCGUACUUAUCUCGUUAAACAUAUCAAAAGAAACUCUGGGACAAACAAGUCCGAUGAUAGCCUUUAACUUAGUAACUUCUUCAGACUUUGUAAUCUAAUUAAUACGAUUGAACCAUCGUUGUAGCCGCUUUGAUGUCCUAGAUAAGUGAGGUAGUGCAAUUCAUACCAAAAAAAAAAGCUGGAAAAAAAUCCGUUUCUUUUGAGAGGUUUUUGAUUGGUGUCUGAUAACAUCCCCUGAAAAAUUCGUUGGGGUAGCUAGAGCUACCCCUCGAGGGGUACUGCAAAAAGAUGAGAAUGAGGCUAUCAUGGAACUACUUACGAACCUCCCCCCUCCCCCUAGUCAUUAAUAUUAUUCUGCUAGAUAAUUAAGCAUGAAAUAUUAGUCGACGAAUCAGCGAAUAGCAUUUCGAGCAGGCGUAAUCAAUGCAUAUUGUCUUAUUUGCUUUUCAAAUGUAUUGUGUGUGUAUGUUGAUAAGAACUAAGACAUUCUGCUGCAAGUGAACAAUUUUUUUCUGAUAAGGAAAAAAAAAUGUGUUGAUCGUUCUCCACCCCCCCCCCCUCCAAUUACCUAUGCAUACGAUAAGGUAACAAGCUGUGGUCGGUGAUUAGAGAGGUGGGUGCCUGAAUAGGGUCUCCGCUAGCUAAUUAUCAAAUCACAACCUCGCAAUACCAGUGUCCUAUAAAUUGGGAUCCACUCAACCGGCUCAUUACCAGUUUAAUUUACUUCGUCUACUGGACGACAAAAUGUGGCAAUUUUAAAGACGCCGGGACUUCAAUAAGCCAUUCCGAAUAAUUAAAGUCUAUGUGAUUUUGAUGGGUUGAUUUGCAUAUAUGGUGGGUCGAAGAUUCUGUAGCUUAAUCCUUAUUUUAAGGGCUAGCGGAGCUACCAUUGUUUACUUUUUCUAUUGUUUUGUCCCACAAAUACAUGAAACUGGAACUAGA